AUGACGACGGCACUCCCCGAGAAGCCAUCCCUCGGGGCCUCCACCUCCGCGGAGGAGGAGGAGGAGCUGGCACACGAUGGCUGUGGCUCUGCCAUCCUUCACGAUGCUUCCGCACACCAGAUCGGACCGCCAGAGGCUUCGGACAAGCAUGCAGAAGACGAAGACGACGACGACGACUCCAGCGAGGAAUUCGAGUUUACGUUCGUAGUGAGAAACCCCGAUACCGAAACCUCCGUCGCCGCAGACGAGAUCUUUUCCUGCGGCAGGAUCAUUCCCGCCUACCCGCUCUUCAACCGCGACCUCCUCCUUCCCCUGUCCGCUGCGGACGAGCCGGCGGCCGUGGAGGGAAUGGCCGUCCAGAUCCCGCUUAGGCAGCUCCUGAUGGAGGAGAGGGGGACAGAGUUAUUCUCGUCGGUGGAGCCGCCGACGACGGAGGAGUGCCGCGCGCCGAAGCCCGACCCGUGCAAGAAGAGCGCGUCCACCGGGUCGUCACUGCGGUGGCGGCUCAGGGAUAUGAUGGUUGGCCGAAGCCACAGCGACGGGAAGGAGAAGUUCGUCUUCCUCGAGGCGGCGCCACCGUCGCCGGCGACAAAAAAGAUCCCGAGCCCGAGUCUUAAAGCGGCGAGGUCAGCGGGGGGAGGGAAGGGGGCGAAGAAUGACGGGCGGGUGGCGGCGACGGAUGUGGCCACCGCCCACCAGCUGUACUAUGGCAAGGGAGCAAGCGAGAAGGCGGCGAGGGGACCACGGCGGUCAUUCUUACCGUACCGGCAAGAGCUCUUGGGGUUGUUCGCACCGGCGAACGGGCUCCGCCGGUCGCAUCACCCCUUGUAG
This is a messenger RNA of Musa acuminata AAA Group (dessert banana), 831 nucleotides long. RefSeq lists its product as uncharacterized. NCBI's taxonomy places the organism in Eukaryota, Viridiplantae, Streptophyta, Magnoliopsida, Zingiberales, Musaceae. The transcript has a single exon. The record is from RefSeq and is a predicted model, not a curated record. The coding region runs from base 1 to 831 and encodes 276 amino acids.